This is a messenger RNA of Galeopterus variegatus (Sunda flying lemur), 7023 nucleotides long. RefSeq names its product otogelin-like (gene OTOGL). Gene Ontology annotation, cellular component: extracellular matrix. Bases 1 to 7023 code for a protein of 2340 amino acids. Gene Ontology annotation, biological process: L-arabinose metabolic process. NCBI's taxonomy places the organism in Eukaryota, Metazoa, Chordata, Mammalia, Dermoptera, Cynocephalidae. Gene Ontology annotation, molecular function: protein binding; alpha-L-arabinofuranosidase activity. The record is from RefSeq and is a predicted model, not a curated record. The transcript is spliced from 58 exons.
AUGAUACCUUGGAGUAUAUUCUUGUUUCAUAUACUGCUGUUUUCAUUACAAGGACAUAUUUGUGCAUCAUCCAUCUUGACAGAAACAUCAAAAAAUGGUUUUAAUGAAAAUCGACAGAAAAGACCUCUUUUAGCAGCACAGUUUGAAGCAACUUCUCCGAGAUAUUUUUUCCAUGAAGCUAUUAUUUGGGGUGAGAGCAAAAUAAAAGGCUCUUGUCCUCAUGAAUGCCUUAACGGAGCUUUCUGUUCUAAGACUGGUACAUGUGACUGUCAAAUAUUUCAGGCUCUCGGGACAAGGUGCCAGAUUGUCCCAAACAUGGGCAAGGGAAGAGAUGGGAUUUGCAAAAGCUGGGGACAGUUUCAUUUUGAAACAUUUGAUGGAAUCUACUACUUCUUCCCAGGAAACUGUUCUUAUAUUUUUGCAAAGGACUGUGGUAAUUUGGAGCCUCAGUACACUGUAUGGGUUCAUAAUAGCCCUAAAUGCCUUGGGUCAGUGUAUUCUUGUUAUCGAUCAAUCAGCUUGUUCUUUUCAAACCAAGAGGAGAUUCGAAUUUAUGGUCAUGAAAUAAAAAAGAAUGGAAUCAGUUUAACAUUGCCUCAGACAAUUGGGCAGGUUUUCAUUGAGAAACUUGCUGACUACAUUCUGGUGAAAACAACCUUUGGCUUUUCAUUGGCUUGGGAUGGAAUAUCUGGAAUUUAUCUCAAACUGUCUGAGGAUCAUAAAGGGAAACCAUGUGGCCUAUGUGGAAACUACAAUGACAUUCAAUCUGAUGAUUUUAUAAUUCUCCAAGAGGACUAUACAGAAGACAUUGCUAUGUUUGCAAAUAGUUGGUCGGUGCAAACUCCAGAUGACACCAAAUGUGUACCCACACCCUCAGAUUUUCCAAAUCCAUGCUCCAGUGGAAUGCCAGCAUUUGAGGCAAUCUUCUUCAAGUGUCAGAUACUGUUGCAGUUUCCUUUUCUGAGCUGCCACGAAUAUAUUGAUCCAUAUUUAUAUAUUGCCAGCUGUGUCAAUGACCUCUGCAAAACUCAUGAUGAUGAAACCUAUUGUCGAGCAGCCACAGAGUAUGCUAGAGCCUGUUCUCACGCUGGCUACCCUAUUCAAGACUGGAGAGAUGACUUUCCAGCAUGCACUGAUAAGUGUGAUGACAGCCUUGUUCAUCGGGAUUGCAUCAGUUGCUGCCCACCAGCCUGCACAUUUGAGAAGCAAUGUCUUGGGAGCAAUCUCCAUUGUCUUGAUGGAUGUUACUGCCCAGAUGGCCUCAUAAUGGACAAUGGGACUUGCAUCUCCUUGGAAAACUGUCCAUGUAGUUUUCAUGGAUUAGCUUAUUCAGUUGGUUCGAAAAUUGAACAAGAAUGUACUGAAUGUGUGUGUGUUGGCGGAGUUUGGAACUGCUCUGAGCAUGACUGUCCAGUUCAAUGCUCGGUUGUGGGUGAUUCACAUUUUACAACUUUCGAUGGUCGACAUUAUUCUUUUAUUGGCAUGUGCCAGUACAUUCUUGUGAAAGGAACUGGGAAGGAUAAAUUUACAAUUACUUUACAGAAAGCUCCCUGUGAGCAGAACCUUGGUUUGGUCUGCCUUCAGUCUAUAACUCUAAUUCUGGAGGAUGAUUUUAGCAAACAAGUGACCCUGAGUAGGGGAGGACAAAUCCUCACCAGUCCUAACCAAGGCUUCAAUUUGAAUGGAAUUGUUGAAAUUCAAACUCUGUCGUCCUUAUUUAUACUACUAAAAACCACAUUUGGUUUAAAGAUUCUGUUUGCUAUAGAUGGGGAAAGAAUUUAUAUUCAGCUCACUAGUGCAUGGAAAAGAAGAACAUUAGGUCUGUGUGGCACUUUUAAUGGGAACAUAAGGGAUGAUUUUCUUUCUCCAUCAGGCAUGAUAGAAGGUACCCCGCAACUUCAUGCAAAUGCUUGGAGAGUUUCCUCUACUUGUUUCGCACCUGUUCACGUCCCAGUGAUAGACCCCUGUAACAUUAAUCAACAAAACAUUGGGUAUGCCGCACACUGUGAUGUCAUCCACCAGGAGCUCUUUGCUCCGUGCCAUGUCUACAUUAGCCCUGGGCUGUACUACCAGCUGUGCCGCCAUGAUGCAUGCAGGUGUGGAAGCGCCUGCCUCUGCAAUGCUCUUGCCCACUACGCCUACCUCUGUGGCCAGCAUGGUGUUCCCAUCGAUUUUAGAACUCAGAUUUCAUUCUGUGCCGUGGUGUGCCAGCAGGGCAUGUUGUACCAUCACUGUUCCUCAUUCUGCCGCCGUUCCUGCAUUUCUCUCUCUUCCCCGGAGCAGUGCAAUGACGACUGCGCUGAAGGCUGCAACUGUCCCGAAGGCAAAUUCUAUGAAGACACACUUAACUUUUGUGUGCCCAUAUUUCACUGCCGGUGUCAUUAUAGGGGCAGCGUUUAUCAACCUGGAGAGCUCAUCCCAACACCCUCAGGCUUAUGCCAGUGUUCAAAUGGGACUGUGAAAUGUGAUGAAUUAGCAACGCCCUCUGCUGUUCACACAUGCCCAGAGGGGAAAGAGUAUUUUGACUGCAGGUUUCCUGACCCUGAAUUACCAGCUGGUGGUGUAAAUUGUGAGACUACAUGUGCAAACCUGGCCAUGAACUUCACUUGUGCUCCAUCUUCGCCCUGUAUAAGUGGCUGUGUUUGUGCUCCAGGAAUGGCAGAGCACAAAGGAAAAUGUUAUGUUCCUGAAAGCUGUCCAUGUAUCUGGAAAGAUUGGGAGUAUCUCUCAGGAGAAGUGAUUGCUACACCUUGCUACACCUGUGUUUGUCGACGAGGAAUGUUCAAUUGCACAUAUUAUCCGUGCCCAGCAGUGUGCACCAUAUACGGGGAUCGGCAUUAUCAUUCUUUUGAUGGAUUGGAGUAUGAUUAUAUCAGUGAUUGCCAGGUUUUUUUGAUAAAGAGUACAGAUGAUUCAGAUAUAUCUGUCAUUGCCCAGAACAAGAAAUGCUUUGACAACGAUAUUGUUUGUUCUAAAAGUGUUUUGAUUUCAGUUGGCGACACUGAAAUUUACCUUAAUGAUACUCCUUACAAACAGAAACAAUUAGGUUUUUUUCUAGAAAAUAAACCUACAUACCAGCUUUGGAAGGCUGGGUACUACAUAGUAGUGUACUUUCCAGAGAAAGAUAUCACUAUUCUUUGGGAUAAGAAGACAACUAUUCAUAUCAAAGUUGGACCACAGUGGAAGAACAAACUAUCAGGAUUGUGUGGAAACUUUGACAAAUGUACUUCAAAUGAUAUGACCACAUCUAAUAACUUGGAAGUGAGAAAUGCUCAGGUAUUUGGAGAUAGUUGGGCAUUAGGACUGUGUGAAAAUCCAGAUGAAACAAUUAAACCCUGUGAGGCACAUCAGAACAAAUUUCCUUAUGCCAAGAAAGAAUGUUCCAUUUUGUACAGUGAUGUUUUCGCUCCCUGUCGCAAUGUGAUUGAUGUUACUUCUUUUGCUAAAAAUUGCCACGAAGAUACAUGCAACUGUAAUCUUGGUGGGGAUUGUGAAUGCUUGUGCACUAGUGUGGCAGCAUAUGCAUACAAGUGUUGUCAGGAAGGGAUAUCAAUUCACUGGAGAUCAUCUACUAUUUGUUCACUUGAUUGUGAAUAUUACAAUGAAGGACUUGGAGAAGGACCAUAUAUGCUGGCAAGUUAUGGGCAGAGUGGCCUUGUUCUGGGGGCCAAUAUGACCAGUAGGAACAUUUUCUCUUUGCCAAGAAGUAGUAUACAUGACAAUUUAUUUUUUAUUUUUAUGAUCACUCCAGGACUUUUCAAAGAGAAGACAUCAUCAUUGGCACUUGUGUCCUUGGAAUCUGCUGAAAGGCCAAACUAUUUUCUCUAUGUCCACGACAAUGACACUCUUAGUUUGAAGCUGUGGGAGGCAAAUUCAGCCUUUCAUCGGAGAGCAACCUUUUUCCACCAUCAGGGCCUCUGGAUUCCUGGUUACAGUGCAUUUGAAUUAUACAGCAAAAAAGGCUUUUUUAUCAUACUCACAGAUUCUAGUGUCAAAGCAUCAAAAUAUGAUGAUUCUGAAGAAUUUAAACAUACAAGUAGCUUCAGCAUAGAAGAAAUCCAGGCAGCAGUGCCUUACAGGAGGAUGUGUGAAUGGAGAUAUGAACCUUGUGCCACUCCCUGUUUUAAAACAUGUAGUGACCCUAAAGCACUAGCAUGUAAAUUUCUUCCACCGGUUGAAGGAUGCUUGCCCUACUGCCCUAAAAAUAUGAUCCUUGAUGAGGUCACCCUCAAGUGUGUUUAUCCAGCAGACUGCAUACCUGUGAUCCCCACAGAACCAGCAUUAAUACCACCAGGUAAGCCGUCUGUACCCAUGUUUACAGACCGAGAUGAUGCUUAUAACCCUUUGAUGAUUUUUAAAAAUAUGGACUCCUUGGAUGUUGAGCCUCAGAAAUUUGAUCCUGUUUAUAACUGUAGCCAAUAUAUAUGCCUUAAUAUGGAAUGGAAACUGUACAACUGGUCUCUUAAUUGCCCGAAGGAUUUGGAAAUGCCUGACUGUGGUUUCCGGGGAAGGCCAGUUCAAGUGAACAGCGAUAUCUGCUGCCCUGAGUGGGAAUGUCCUUGUAGGUGUUCCAUGUUGUCAGAACUGAGCAUUAUUACGUUUGAUGGAAACAAUGCAGCGUUAUAUAGCAUGGCUUCUUAUAUCUUAUUAAGAAUUCCUGGGGAAAUUAUAGUUGCUCAUAUUGAAAAAUGUUCCAUGAAUCAGAAUGAAAACUCAUUUAAAAAGCUAGCUUCCUCUGGAAGAAUCUCUGGACUUUGUUUUAAGAAGUUAAAUGUGACAACAUCUAUAAAUAAAAUAUUUAUUAAUCGAGUAUCAAGGAAGGUAAAGGUGGAUUCUGUUAUUGUACCUUUGCCCUUUUCAAAUCAAGAACUGUCCAUAGAGGAUUCUGGUUCGAUGUAUAUGAUCACUACUCCAGCUGGACUAACCAUAAAGUGGGCUCAUCUUACAGGAAUCAUAGAUAUUCAUUUUGGCCCCCGAUUUAACUUAUCAUCCUACACAGAAGGACUUUGCGGAAUUUGCAAUGAAGAUCCAGAUGAUGAUCUCAGGAUGCAAAAUGGCACAAUUAUUACAAAUAUGGAAGACAUAGAAUUAUUUAUUGAGAGCUGGGAAAUUGAGAAAUCACUUGAAGUAACAACAAGAAGACCUGUUAGGAAUUGUACUGAGCACGAUUGCAGUCGCUGCAUUGAGUUAUUAAAUAGAAGAGUUUUCAUUCCAUGCCAUGAUGAAGUGUCUCCGAAGGAUUUUUGUGAAAAGAUGUGGAUCAAUUAUACUUAUUUUUGGAACUAUGAAUGUGAUGCUCUUUCUGCAUAUGUGGCUCUGUGCAAUAAGUUUGACAUCUGUAUUCAAUGGAGAACACCUGAUUACUGCUCGCUGAGUUGCCCAGGGGGGAAGGUAUAUCAACCCUGUGUGCAAACUUGUGAAGCAAGAACAUGUCUGAACAAAUGGUUCUAUGGACACUCUUCAUGUUUAAAUUUAAGAGAAGAUUGUGUGUGCGAAAAUGGAACUAUUCUUCACAGGCCAGAUUCAACUCAGUGCAUUCCAGAGAAGGAAUGUGCAUGCACUGAUAGUGAAAACCAACCCCGCACCUCUGGGGAGAUUUGGAAUGGGGGCAUCGACGAAUGCGCCCUAUACAAAUGUUUGGAGAAUGGAAGCAUUAUCCCUAUAGAACCUGACUGUGAUGAAGAGCCCUCGCCCAUUUGUGUACGGGAAGCUGAAGUUGUCAUGGGCAUCACUGAUGAGCGGACCUGCUGUUCAAAGGAAGUUUGUGGAUGUGACAUGACUUUGUGUGUAACUACCAUUCCAACGUGUACGAACAGUCAAAAGUUGAUUGUUGGCUAUAGCCCUCUUUCCUGCUGUCCACAGUACAAAUGCGAAUGUGACCCACUGAAAUGCCCCAGUAUUUCAACGCCAGAAUGUAGAGGAGACCAAUUCAUGAUUCAAGUUAGACAGGAAGAACCUUGCUGUUAUUCCCCCUUCUGUGUUUGUGAAUCUUGCACUGAACCUAUUCCACUAUGUACUGAUGGGGAAUUUCUCUCGGUGAAUCUUAAUACAACAGACUUCUGUUGUCCUCAGUAUUAUUGUGUUUGUGAGCCAAAUCUUUGUCCUACACCAUUACUCAACUGUGCAGAAGAUAUGAAUCUUGUGAAAGAAAAUGUAUCUGGUCAAUGUUGUCCAAUAUGGCAUUGUGAAUGUAACUGUGAAAACCUUGUUAUGACAACUUGUGAAGUGGGAGAAUUUACUACAAUAGACCAUAACUUUCAGAGUGACUGUGGAUGUGUAAAGUAUCUCUGUGAAAAGGAUGAUGUGUGUGUAUUUCAAGAAGUAUCAGUAUUGAAUCCCGGACAAUCUAUGAUAAAGUAUUUGAAAGGGGACUUCUGUUACACAAUAGAGUGUCUGGAAGAAAAAGAUAACCACACAGGCUUUCACACUCUGAAUUUUACAAUGGUGAACUGUUCAAAAGAAUGUGAGGCUCACCAGGCAUACAUUCCAUCCCCAAGUGAUUAUGAUUGUUGUGGUACCUGCAAAAAUGUGUCCUGCAAAUUUCAUAUGGAAAAUGGAACAUCAGUUAUAUAUGACGAGGGAAGUACCUGGCACUAUAACUGCACAACAUAUGAAUGUGUUAAGACUGAUGAAGGGACAAUGAUUCUAAACUACAGUAUGGUCUGUCCCCCUUUUAAUGAGACUGAAUGCAAAAUGAAUGAAGGGAUUGUAAAGCUUUAUAAUGAAGGCUGUUGCAAGAUCUGCAAACAGGACGAAAGAAUAUGCCAGAAAGUGAUCAUUAAAACAGUCAUAAGGAAACAGGAUUGUGUAAGCCAAAGCUCUAUAAAUGUUGCAUCUUGUGAUGGAAAAUGCCCAUCGGCUACCAUAUAUAACAUCAAUGUAGAAAGUCACCUAAGAUUCUGCAAGUGCUGUCGUGAAAACGGAGUGCGAAACUUGACUGUACCUCUGUAUUGCUCUGGAAAUGGCACUGAAAUUAUGUUCACUCUCCAGGAACCUGUAGAUUGCACAUGCCAGUGGAAUUAA